This is a messenger RNA of Lepus europaeus (European hare), 1914 nucleotides long. RefSeq names its product cyclin dependent kinase 1 (gene CDK1). Gene Ontology annotation, molecular function: cyclin-dependent protein serine/threonine kinase activity; ATP binding; RNA polymerase II CTD heptapeptide repeat kinase activity. Bases 142 to 1035 code for a protein of 297 amino acids. The record is from RefSeq and is a predicted model, not a curated record. Gene Ontology annotation, cellular component: nucleus. NCBI's taxonomy places the organism in Eukaryota, Metazoa, Chordata, Mammalia, Lagomorpha, Leporidae. Gene Ontology annotation, biological process: mitotic G2 DNA damage checkpoint signaling; protein phosphorylation; G2/M transition of mitotic cell cycle. The transcript has 8 exons.
CCCUUUAGCGCGGUGAGUUUGAAACUGCUCGCACUUAGUUUCAAAGCUGGCUCUGGCGAGGUGAGCGGAGAGCUUCGCGGACGUGGUUAUCUGGCGCCGCGGAGACAACAAGCCGGGAUCUACCAUACCUACUGAUUAACUAUGGAGGAUUAUACCAAAAUCGAGAAAAUUGGAGAAGGUACCUAUGGAGUUGUAUAUAAGGGUAGACACAAAACUACAGGCCAAGUGGUAGCUAUGAAGAAAAUCAGACUAGAAAGUGAAGAGGAAGGGGUUCCUAGUACUGCAAUUCGGGAAAUUUCUCUAUUAAAAGAACUUCGUCAUCCAAAUAUAGUCAGUCUUCAAGAUGUGCUUAUGCAAGAUUCCAGGUUAUAUCUCAUCUUUGAAUUCCUUUCCAUGGAUCUCAAGAAAUACUUGGAUUCAAUCCCUCCUGGUCAGUUCAUGGAUUCUUCGCUUGUUAAGAGUUAUUUAUACCAGAUCCUACAGGGGAUUGUGUUUUGUCACUCUAGAAGAGUUCUUCAUAGAGAUUUAAAACCUCAAAAUCUGUUGAUUGAUGACAAAGGAACUAUUAAGCUGGCUGAUUUUGGCCUUGCCAGAGCUUUUGGAAUACCUAUUAGAGUGUAUACACAUGAGGUAGUAACACUCUGGUAUAGAUCUCCAGAAGUAUUGCUGGGGUCAGCUCGUUACUCGACUCCAGUUGACAUUUGGAGUAUAGGCACCAUAUUUGCAGAAUUAGCAACUAAGAAACCACUUUUCCAUGGAGAUUCAGAAAUUGAUCAGCUCUUCCGGAUUUUCAGAGCCUUGGGCACACCCAAUAACGAAGUGUGGCCAGAAGUGGAAUCCUUACAGGACUAUAAGAAUACAUUUCCUAAGUGGAAACCAGGAAGCUUGGCAUCUCAUGUCAAAAAUUUGGAUGAAAAUGGCUUGGAUUUGCUCUCGAAAAUGUUAGUCUAUGAUCCUGCCAAACGGAUUUCUGGCAAAAUGGCACUAAAUCAUCCAUAUUUUAAUGAUUUGGACAAUCAGAUUAAGAAGAUAUAGCUCUUUGACAAAGUUUCCACAUUGCUACACCAAGAAUGAAUAGUUGUAUUUUUACUGUUAACUCUAUUUUUGUCUUGUAUAUUUUUCUUUUCUUUGUUGUAAAACUUAAGCUGUUCUUCUUCUUAUUUCAAAACUGUAACUUAAAAAUGUAAAUAUUGUUCUAUAUGAAUUUAAAUGUAAUUCUGUAUAUGUGUGUAGAUCUUUCUGUAACAACUUUUUGUUACUAUAAUAAAACAAUAAAUCUAAUAUUGAUGUCAGGAAUUGGAGAAAAUUUGAGGUAGCUUAAAUCAGUUCAGUCUUUACAGCAGUUGUGUUAUAUAGUUGGAACUACUAAAACGUAGGGAAGUGUGCUACGUUCCAAGUUUCAUAAUGCUUUGAAGAAUUUUUAUGCUCUGUUUUCUUGCCAUAUGGUAACUAUACAACCUGCCUAAAGAUGAAUAUUUUUCUGCUGGUAUUUCAGUUUGUGACUUAAAUGUUUAAGCAUCAGGAUGGGAACACUAGACAGAUUUGAAAAAUGAUGCUAAAUUUAUAGGAGUUUUCAGUAACUUAUAAAACUAACAUUAGAGCAUGCCAAAGUUGGCUAAGUUUUACAGUCAAAGAUCAAGGGUUGUCCACAGCAGGGAAGAACAGUUGUGAAAAUUUAUGAACUAUCCUAUUUUUAGGAGUGUUACGAAAGCUAUUUGUCUAAGUAAUUUUUUUUGCCUCGGUCAGAAGUAAUAACUGUUUGAAGUAGUUAUGUUGGCUUUCAAGUGUGAUUUAAAAAUUACUUAAAAAUUUUGACACAGUGUUUAUUAGCAGCCUUCUACAAAGGUUCUGAUGUACAAUACAUGUGUUUGGCUCAGAUCAGUAGGUUUAGUAAUUAAAUUGUCUAAUUCGUAA